Messenger RNA from Salvelinus fontinalis (brook trout), 1702 nucleotides. RefSeq names its product 2-acylglycerol O-acyltransferase 3-like. Gene Ontology annotation, molecular function: diacylglycerol O-acyltransferase activity. The transcript has a single exon. The record is from RefSeq and is a predicted model, not a curated record. The coding region runs from base 308 to 1381 and encodes 357 amino acids. Gene Ontology annotation, cellular component: endoplasmic reticulum membrane. Gene Ontology annotation, biological process: triglyceride biosynthetic process. NCBI's taxonomy places the organism in Eukaryota, Metazoa, Chordata, Actinopteri, Salmoniformes, Salmonidae.
CAGCACUGGAUACCUGCCCCUGUCUUUCUGUUCUGUGAAGAGGGGUCAUCCCCAUCAUCCUGUAUCCAUCUCUGUGCACUCCUAUCUGGGGGUAUGAUCAGUGCACAGACAGCCUCUUCUCUCCAGGGUUCUGUGGCUCCGUCAGAGUGAACACCCUCAAUCUGAAAACACAACCAUUCAUGUUCGAUUUGGACUCUGUCACCGUUUAUCUUUGAAAGCGAUAACUCAUCAGUGUGUCAAAGUGUUACGAGAGUGGAAGAAAUCGUUAUCUCUGCAGCCUCGGUUGAACUGUGAUCAAAGUUCGUCCAUGUCGGGUACUAGUGCUCUCCGGACAGUCGCUCUUGUUCGCUGUAAAUCACCUUUUUUCGGGGGGGGGAAAACUACAGAAACGGUUUCAGAGAUGAAGAUGGAGAAAAGUCAAAGGAAAGAGUUCCUGGAGAAUAUCAGUGUUCUGCAAUGGAUAUGGAGCUUCCUCCUGUUAGGUCCGGUUUGUAUUGGAUUGAUGGUGUACCUUCUGUUGACUUGUCUGUGGCCGCUGCCUGUUCUCUACCUCAUCUGGCAGUUGAUGGACUGGCACACACCUGAAAGAGGAGGCAGGAGAAGUUCUUUUGUGAGAAACUGGAAAGUGUGGAAUCACGUUAGGGACUACUUCCCAAUGAAGUUAGUGAAAACGGCGGAGCUGAACCCAAACGAGAACUACAUCUUAGGGUGUCAUCCUCAUGGGGUGUUGAGUAUCGGAGCCUUUGCCUCUUUUAGCACCGAGGCCUGUGGCUUUAUGGACCUCUUUCCCGGGGUGCGCUCCUGCCUCUGCAUCCUGGGUGGCCUCUUCAAGAUCCCCCUCUACAGGGAAUAUGCCAUGGCCACAGGUUGUUGUCCAGUCAGCAAGCCCAGUCUAAAGCACCUUCUGUCUAAUAGUGGACAAGGCAAUGCGGUGGUGAUUGUGAUAGGGGGCGCUGCUGAGUCACUGUUGAGCCUGCCUGGGGUUAACACUGUGGUAAUGAGACAGAGGAAAGGCUUCGUCCGGGUGGCCCUGGAGUUUGGGGCUAACCUGGUGCCCGUCUACUCGUAUGGGGAGAACAAUAUUUUCCGCCAGGUGAUCUUCUCAGAGGGGAGUGUGGGCUGGAGGUUCCAACAACUCUUUAAGAAAAUCAUGAGCUUUUCCCCGUGUCUGUUUGUAGGUGAACGCUGGUUUUGGAUGCCUUACCACUGCCCGGUCACCACUGUAGUGGGUAGUCCUAUCCCAGUGCCCAAGAGGCUUUCUCCCACUCAAGAGGAGGUGGACCACUAUCAUGGCCUCUACAUGGAAUCCCUGGUCAAGCUCUUCAAUGAACACAAGACCAGCUGUGGACUCUCAGACAGCCACGAGCUGCAGAUCGUAUAGACCAGUCAUUUAAACUGCUCCCUACGAGGACAAUGUGAAUGAUACUGUAGUCUAUUGAUCUCCACACUGAGACGACUUCAAUAAACACAUUCCAACUAGAGGAUCUGAUUCAGAGAUGUCCCAAAUCAUUGAUCCUUGGAUUACCCAAGCUGCCUGGCUACUAGCUUUUUACUGUAAGAGUAAACUACAACCCCAUGUACUUUGGUCAGAUGUUGUUUACGUAGUCUGUCCACCAGAUAUUACUUUAAGAAUGACUACAACGGAAUAGUGCAUGCGCUUAAUAUGUAAUAAUUUAACCAUUAUUAAACAGGUUCAAAUUCA